AAUUGAUAGUUUUCUUUAUUGAAACAUUUAAGAAAGUAUAUGGUAUUGAGAAUAUGUCACAUAAUAUUCACAGUUUUGUACAUCUUGUUGAUGACGUCAAAAGAUUUGGACCGCUUGACAACUUCACUGCAUUUAAAUUUGAAAAUUAUAUGAAAACAUUGAAAAAAUAUAUUAGGAAAACAGAGAGACCUUUACAACAAGUUGUGCGGAGAUAUUUUGAACAAGAAAUAAACUCGGAUUUAUCAUUAUCAACUUCUCUUUCAUCACAUUCUGUUUUGGUACAUCCAAAUUUAACCAAUUUGCAUUAUGAUGGUCCACUUGUUUCCAAUUGUAACAAUCCACAAUAUAAAAUUGUGAAGUAUAAAGGAAUUACAUUGAAAGCUGGGACACUCGCCGAUAGUUGUUGCGGCUUAAAUUGUGGUGCCAUUGUAUGUAUAGAAAAUAUAGCACACUGUUCAAAGCGAAAUAUUCCAGUCAUUAUAGGUCGCGAAUUUUUAGAAAAAAACGACCUAUACAAUAUUCCUUGUCCAUCAUCAUUACUUGGAAUUUAUAGUGUGCACUCAUGCUCAGAAUUGAAAUCGUGGCCAUUAAAAAAUGUUAUUAGAAAAUAUGUGAAAUUGCCGCAUGAAAAUGACAAAUAUGCAGUUUUUCCAUUGAUACAUAACAAAAUUUAACAUGUAUUGAAGCAGAAUGGCUGGCACGUUGAAGAUGUACGCAGUCGUCGAAUUUGAAGAUGGACUUUCAGUAGUUCCAAAGAAUUGGUUAACUGAAGAUUCGACGGAAGCUUUUUGGCCUAUGUACACUAGUACUGCAAGACACAACAAAGCAGUUAAACGUGCGGCGGAGCCGGAAUCUACAUGGUCAAAAUGUUCCAUCCGAAAAAUAUAUGGGACAUAUUUGAGUUAUGACGUGGCAAGACAAAAGUUGAAACGAGCCGAAGAAGAGUCUGAUCUUACAUCAAAUACCGAGAAAGAUGAAUGUCGUAAGAAAUCAAGGAAAAAUAGAGCCAAAAAAGAUAGGAACUCAUCAAUGAGCAGCAAUGAUAAUGAACUGUCAGAUGACAGUAUAUGUGAGAAUAUCCCAAAAGCACCGAAUAAGUUAUCAAACGAAGUUACACAUUGGACAAAAACCAAAAAUGCACAAAAAAAUCCACCACGAGGUGUUAGUUCUGGCCGCAUUAAACCCGGAGGGUCUAGGAAUCAUCAAACACAAGAAGAAGAAGUAGACGACCCAGUAUAUAUUCAAAGAGAUAAGCGAGAUUAUGAAGAUAAUGAUGUUCAAUCAAGUUCGAACUUGACCUCUAAUAAAGGGUGA
This is a messenger RNA of Temnothorax curvispinosus, 1314 nucleotides long. RefSeq lists its product as uncharacterized. The transcript has 4 exons. The record is from RefSeq and is a predicted model, not a curated record. NCBI's taxonomy places the organism in Eukaryota, Metazoa, Arthropoda, Insecta, Hymenoptera, Formicidae. Bases 691 to 1314 code for a protein of 207 amino acids.